AUGUCACCGGCGCCGUCGCGCCCCCGCAUCCGGCCGUGGCUGGUGGUGGGCGACCUGGCGCUGGCGGGCGCGUGGGUGUGCGCGGGCGCGCUGGUGAAGCUGCUCGUGUACGGCGGGCUCGGCAUCGCGGGACGGCCCGAGGCCGAGGCCGUCAAGGUCUCGCUCUCCAUCGUAUACAUGUUCCUCUUCGCCUGGCUCGAGGCCGCCUCCGGUGGGGCCUCCUACAACCCGCUCACCGUCCUUGCCGCUGCGCUCGCCUCCCACGGCGGACCCGCCGUGUACCUGUUCACCGCCUUCGCGCGCAUCCCAGCUCAGGUGAUUGGGGCACUUCUUGGAGUAAAGCUCAUUCAGUUAACUUUCCCUAAUGUGGGUAAAGGAGCCCGCUUAAGUGUUGGUGCUCAUCAUGGCGCGUUAGCUGAAGGAUUAGCAACUUUCAUGGUUGUUAUGGUGUCAGUGACCCUGAAGAAGAAGGGGAUGAAAAGUUUCUUUAUGAAGACAUGGAUCACGAGCAUCUGGAAGAACACAAUUCAUAUCCUUAGCUCGGACAUAACUGGAGGGAUUAUGAACCCUGCAUCUGCUUUUGCUUGGGCGUAUGCUCGAGGAGAUCAUACGACAUUUGACCACCUACUGGUAUAUUGGCUGGCGCCCCUGCAAGCAACCCUGCUGGGAGUAUGGGCAGUGACCUACUUAACUAAACCCAAGAAGAUCAAGGAGCAAGAAGCAGAUGAAAACAAGACCAAGAAGGAAUAG
Messenger RNA from Miscanthus lutarioriparius, 750 nucleotides. NCBI's taxonomy places the organism in Eukaryota, Viridiplantae, Streptophyta, Magnoliopsida, Poales, Poaceae. The record is from the annotation of a GenBank genome assembly.